Molecule: messenger RNA, 3550 nt
Organism: Limulus polyphemus (Atlantic horseshoe crab)
Lineage: Eukaryota; Metazoa; Arthropoda; Merostomata; Xiphosura; Limulidae
Gene: IntS3
Product: integrator complex subunit 3-like
Exons: 30
Coding region: 81-3107 (1008 amino acids)
Cellular component (GO): cytoplasm
Source: RefSeq, a predicted model, not a curated record
AUAUCAAUCCGCAAACAUGGCGCUAUCCUUGUGAAGGAUGGUGUGUGGUUGUUGGGUGUUUGAAUAAUUGAGCGUAGAAGAUGGAAACUAGCAAGAACAACUCUUCAUUACUGUUUUAUCAUACUGUUGUAGAAGCUAAAGACGAAUUAGAUGAGAAACUUGAACGCUGCUAUUCUGUUUUAACGAGUCUCAUCAAUGGAGUUUCCGAAAAAGAAGCACAUGACACGCUUAAUGCUACAAUAAGUAAAGGAUUACAGAAUCACGAGGAAAUUAGUUUGGGACUUGUAGUUGGUAUCAUCACUGACCCAACCAAUGCAGCAAGGUAUUACAGAGAUCUCACCUACGUUACAAGAGAUGGUCUUGCCUUAGUUAUUGGUUAUUUAACCCAAAUCAUUUUAGAAAAAUACACUAAACUUCAGGACACUAGCAGAACACAGCUUAUUUGGCUUUUAAGAGAAAUGAUUAGAAACUCAGUUCCUGGAGUCGAUGGUUUAUGCUACAAUCUUCUUAGGCAAAUAGCAGGAGGAGAUACAACACCAAAAAACAUUUGGCUGGCAGAAUCCAUGCUGGACAUUUUUAUUGAAAAUAGGGGAUGGUUAGAAAAAUUUUCUUUACUGGUUGCUACAGCAGUGUACACUUACUUAAGGUUAAUUGUUGACCAUGGGGGUCAAAUACUGGCUAUCUUAAGACAAAGAGAAGUUGAUUUCUGUAUUUCUCUACUAAGAGAAAGAUUUACAGAGUGCAUGAUGAUUGGUCGAGAUCUUGUGAGAUUACUUCAAAAUGUAGCAAGAAUAUCAGAAUUUGAAAAAUUGUGGCGUGAUAUACUUUUUGAACCAACAUCUCUAGCUCCAAGUUUUACAGGUGUCCUUCAGUUGCUGACAACAAGGACUUCACGGAGAUUUCUUCAGAGUAGGCUAACGCCAGACAUGGAGAGGAAGAUUGUAUUCUUAACUUCACAGGUCAGAUUUGGUCAACAGAAAAGGUACCAGGAUUGGUUUCAGAAACAGUAUCUUUCCACUCCUGACAGUCAGUCUCUUCGCUGUGAUCUCAUCCGUUUCAUCUGUGGAGUUAUCCAUCCAUCCAAUGAAGUGCUUUGUUCUGACAUCAUUCCUCGCUGGGCUGUGAUUGGUUGGCUCCUGACAACCUGCACAUCGAAUGUUGCAGCUUCAAAUGCCAAACUUUCUUUAUUUUAUGACUGGUUAUUCUUUGAUGCUGAAAGGGACAACAUCAUGAAUAUUGAACCAGCAAUUCUUGUAAUGUAUCAUUCCAUGAGACCUCAUCCAGCCAUCACUGCCACACUGUUGGACUUUCUGUGUAGGAUAAUGACAAAUUUUUACGUACCUUUAACUGGUCAAGUAAAGCAAGGAAUCUACUCUUCCUUGAGACAGAUUCUUGAAAAAAGAGUUUUACCGUCCUUAUCUCCCUUGUUUGAUAAUCCUAAACUUGACAAAGACCUUAGGGCAAUGGUGAUAGAAAACUUUGGUGAAUUUUGUUCUGUUAGUGAUGUAAAACCAGAAGAACCUCUCCAGCCUAGAGAAUCUGAAGUAGUGAUAAUUGACGGGAAUCACACUGGUAAUUUGAAUAAUUCAGAAAAUGAGGCUCAGUUUAGCGAAGAUGAAGAUGAUAUACCUUUAGACAAGUUAAGAGUUCGAGAUAUCAAGUUUCGGCCCAUUAAAGAAACAUCCAAAGUAGAACAAAUGGAUAUCGGUGAAUAUAUAGACCAGCUUUCGGGGGACAUUAAGAAAUGGGUAAUAAACCUCAAAAACGAGAAGGUCUGUGAAACAAGAUGUGAAAUGGUAGAAAAGUUGCUUCAGGCCAUCUUACAAGGAAAUGACUUUGACCAGGACACUGCCUCCACCCUUGGCAUUUGUUUGGCACAUAUCCUCAAUGACGAAUUUACGAGAAAAAUAUUUCCUCAAGAAGUAGACGACGAGUCAUUGGAAGACUCAAUAGGAACACCUUUGUUUGUGAUGUUUAGAAACCUAUGCCUAACACCAGAAGAAGACCCAAGCAGACAACCUCAGUUGAUGGUCCUUGCCGAGAUUGCUAUGCAUCAGCCCAAACUUGGUUGCAUGUUGCUAUACUUUGUGAAGGCAAGCAAGAUACAAGAUACUAAUAUGUCAUCGUACCGAGAUUUAGUCAAGUCCCUUGAUUCCAAGGACCUUUCAUCAUCUCUCCUGGAUGAUCUAAGGAUGUGCCAAGAUGAGGAUGUCCACAUGUUUUGUUUUCUGAUACCGGACAUCUACACACAAUUUCCAAAUAUUGCUGUAGGAAAUGCUGAACUUUUAAAUCUCAUAGUUUCAUGUAUAGAUGCCUCACAACUUCAAGAUCUUAUCUGCCACAUUCUCCAAGGAUAUAUGAUUCUCUUUCGUAAAGAGUCCUUCCUUUCUGUUCUUAAUGCCAGUCUUGAAUGGGAGACUUUUGAGCAGUUCUGUUUGUGGCAACUUAUAGCUGCCCACAACAUCCCUGUUGACUACAUCCUCCCAAUCCUUCCCAAACUAGAGUACAAUGCUCAUGCAGAAGCCUUAACCAGUAUACUGCUUAUGUUGAAGAAAGAAAAACCUUCAGCUGAAUUACUCAGGCAUAUCAUGAGCCGGCAAGUGAGGCCUAACGACCAUUUUGUGGUGUCAGUGCUGAAGUUUUGGUCUCAAGAACACGAAGAGAAACUUGCCGAGCUUGUUAGUUCUCAGCUAUCUAAAGCCACAUCUACACCAAACAAACGGAAACGGAACCAAGCCAAUAAAUCUCAAGCCCCAUCUGUAGACCAAACGUUAGCACAUUUAGACCAGCUCCGACAGCACUGUAAACAAACUUCGUUCUUUAAUCAAGAAAUGGUACAAGCUUCCCUAUUGCACGUUCAGAUAUCCUGCAGUGAAGGACAAAAAACUAAAUUUAGUGAUCUAUUUGCUCUGACGGAAGAGCUGGAUAGUAUGAGGACAAACAAAUCAACCCGUGGGAAAGGAAAAGGACCGAAAGGGUCCACAAAGUAUAAGCAGCCAGUGGUCGGUGUAAGUGAUGCUACAUCUUCCGAGGAUGAAGAAACACUUAAACCAAAACCUCCACGGAAAAAGAAAAAAGCAGCUGUGGUUGGCUCUGACUCCGAUUGAGAUUGAAUUGGCAGGAGAACUCCGACUUUCUGGAAGCUCUUAUGCUUCUGACAGCCCAAAAGAAUUCGUCGUGAAGGCGACAAGGAUGCUCAUUUUAAGAUCAAACCCUCCUUUUUAAGGAGUGGCCACAAAAUGGACUGUACACAACUACCGAAAACAGUCCAGCCGUACCCUUCUGUGUGAGGAGUGGCCGUACAAUGGGCUGUACCAAAGCUUCCCAAGCAGUCCUGCCGUGGAUGAAGGAGAAAGAGGUGACAGUUCAACGAGAAAUUGCCAUUCAUCUGUAUCGUGAAACAAUAACUCUACAGACUUACACUAUAUGUCUUAAAGACAAGAAGUUUGAAACUGUUACCCUCUUUUGAUUUGUAAAGGUGGUUAGCUUAGAAAUACCAUUAUAGUUUAAAUAGUUAGCCCGGAUUGUAAGUUUUGUAAAAAAAAAAAAA